Linum trigynum is the source of this 4120-nucleotide messenger RNA. The record is from the annotation of a GenBank genome assembly. NCBI's taxonomy places the organism in Eukaryota, Viridiplantae, Streptophyta, Magnoliopsida, Malpighiales, Linaceae.
UAUCAAAACAAACACAACCUAGCAUGAAAUAUGUCGAGGAACGAUGAAAUACUAAGCUAAAUGAAUAAGAAAUGAGGGGUAAAUUAUGUACAUUUGGGCCCGAAUCACUCCGCCACACUUACACGUUUGCUUAUCCCAAGCAAACUUAGGACUCGAUAAAUACACAUGCUUUUACCCCUAUUCUUGAGCCGUUUGAGAUGUUGAUUCUCGUGUUUUAGGACGAUUUCACGCUAGGUUUUUCUUUUUUGUAAUAUUUCAGGUCCUAGUACGUGUAAAGGUUUGGGAACGAGUUCGGGGUCGAUUGGACGAAGAUUGGACAUUUGGCGAGAAGUUGAUGAAACCACAUGGGCACGCCUAAAACCCACACGGCCGUGUAAGGGAACCCAUGUGGUCGUGUGGAAAUUCCAGGGAACUCACACGGGCAGCCUGGAAAUCCACACGGCCGUGUGGUUGUGGCCGUGUGGGAUGGCUGAAGUCACUUAAUCGAAACUCCGCGUUUUGACACUCACACGGGCAGCCUGGGGAAGCCACACGACCGUGUAGUCGGGAAAUUUUGGGUUUUAACCCAAUUUCGAGCCAAAGGAGAGAGAGAGAGAGCUGGGUUUUGGAUCCCGAACACCCAAGGGACGAACCAAAGAGAGAAAAGACGAUUUGAGGGAAUUCUUAGAGUGGAAUUGGAGGAUUUCUUCGCCUUGGAAGCUCGAGGAACAAGCCCGGACUUGAAGACUGAUCAUCUGAAGAUUCUUACUGCAGUCUCUCUCUUCUCUAUGGAGUAACUUCCCUUCACUUAGGUUUUGAGGAACCCUAGCUAUGUUUGUUUGAUUGGAUGAUUGUAUGAGUACUCCUACUUGAUAAUCUUGAGUUCAUAUUCAAUCUAUGCACGUUUUCAUGAUUCAAUUCUACUUUAGUCGAGAUUAUUGAUUCUGCUUUGAUCCUAUGAGAGUGAAUACCUGAUUAGGUCAAUAGAGCACCAUAGAUUGAUAGUAGUGGAUUGAUUGCUUUAGUCGAGGGUUGAUUCACUGCUUUGUAUCGAUUAAGAACCUCUAUCAAUAGAGGGAGUCUAGUUUAGAACGCCUUGAUAGUUUGUUCUAGAGAAGGAUACGUCCCUUUAAGCAAUUGACUCAAGAGGGCCUUUUUCCUUUAGUCGAGACUCAAGGUCUAGUCAAGGAUUCUCCACAUUGUGAAUGAAAGUGAAACAAGUUAGAAAUCAUCAAUCAUUAAUUUGACUAGUGCUAGGAGGAAUCAUACCUAAGUGAGUUCCCAACCUGUAAUUAGAUUAACUUUAAAUGUAGUUUGCUAGAGUAGUUUUAGUUCUUUCAUCUUAAUCUGGUUUUCUAGAUAAUGAACUGAAGCUGGGUAAUAGUAACUCUAGAGACCUGUGGAUUCGAUAUUUAUUACUUGAGCCACUAUAAUGCAGUCUCUUUCAUUGGUUACACUUGGCCUGUGUUAGGAGUUGUGUCAUAGCGAGUCACAAACCAAGGAGGAGAAGACUAUGGAUUCGGGUUCCAGUACCAACCCCCUUACUACGGAGAACAAUCAGACCCCUGGGCAUAUCAAGAACAACCUCAUUACCAAGAAGACUUUCGCCCACAACCAGAAGGGCCAUCGGCGCUUGUGUUACCCAUGGCGGCCUUCACGGGCCAUUCUGCAGAGCCAUGCUACACUCCACAGCCAGAUCCAAACUAUGAAUUGAGGCUCCUCAUGGAGCAGUUUGCUCGAGACAGUGAAAUAUCAUGGUCCAGGAUGGAUCUUUGUACCCAGGCCUAUCGUGAAACAGAGGAGAUCCUCCUGAGCAUUAAGAAGAGCGUCGAUGAUCUUGAGCGAUCUUACGCACAACCUGCUCCAGAUCACCCUUCUGCUACCAUACUAGAAGAGGUGGAGGAAGAAGAAGGCCACAAGGACAUUGUGGAGCACACUGAAGUUGUCACGGAGAGCUCCCGUGAUGAUCAUGAUCAGGAAUGUCCUGUCGUAGCCGACCACACCUUCCCACAGCCCAAACCGAGCUUUGAAGAGGCGGGCAUGAGUGAGGAGAUGCAAGAAGAUCUCAUGAAAGAAAUUGCUUGGCAACUUGCUCUCCAAUCCGUGCUAGAAGAAGAAGAGCGAGAAAGGGUGCAGAAAGAAGUUGUGGAGGAUGACGAAAGUGAAGCAGAAGGAGUUCUUGAUCAUUUCCCAGGGGUGAUAGCACAUGAAGAAGGAAGGGACGUUGAAGAAGCAAUUGGCGUCCAAGCCGAGGACGAAGUUGAGGGGGAAGAGGCUUGCACUGGCCAUGAGUUACAUGUGAUAUCUCCACCAAACUUCGAGGAAUUGAUUAGCAAGGACCCAUUUUCAGUGUCUCUUAGCCAGACCAAGGCCACAUCGACAUCGGUCUCUCUUGGCGGACGUGAUAGUGGCCAAUCGAUGCUGUCAUAUCUGGUUUGGGGCAAUGAGACGAGAGAGAGAAGAAGAGGUCUUGAGGGUGGAGACUUCAUCUGCAUCAAGUGCACGAGCUUCCAUUACCUGUCAUACCACAUGCUCGUGACUUGAGACUCCACCUUAUCAACGAGAACCUCAACUUCAAGGAGUUUUUGGGGUGGACCGAAACUUAGGAACCAUUGUCCGGCUCACGACGUGAAAGAAGCGCUUGUUGGGAGGCAACCCAACCAGUCGCUUUGCAUUUCUUUCUCUAUUUCUCCUCGGUUGAGUCAUUUUUGUUAUUUGAUUUUAGAGUCAAUAAGUCAACCUUUGUGAGAUUUGUGUGGUGUUUGUGUUUCGACUACUCUCUCCUCCUGGAAUGCACCGCCUGCCUCGUCCACCAUCAUUCACCUUUGAUCUGGUAACUUCGUUCUACCCUCCUUAUUUUUCCUCCAUUGAGGACAAUGUCGUGCUUAAGUGUGGGGGGAUGUUCGAUUAUGUAUGCGGGUGAAUGUUUGGCUGUUUGUGUGCUUGGAGCCUAGUCCAUUAUCCAAAUUUUUAAAUUUUUAAAUUUGAGGGCUCCAAGUACUGUUCCCGGCAAAAUCCUGCUCGGUAUGCUUUGAAUUGACAGUCUUUAUGGUGAUAUGCAACCUAGGGAGGUAGUUGUAGCACUAUGGAGGAUGUUGAGGUAUAAGAUUUUUCCUAUCUGUCUCUCUGCUAUGCCGGUUGAUUUUGUGAACUAUUGGAUUUAGGACCGUUGAUUCAUGUGGUAUUGUUGACUCCUCUUAUGUUGUGUUGUGGGCUUGUGUAUCGAAAAAGGGUUCUCAAGUGUGAAAUGAAAAAAGCAGUUGGUCCUCCAUGUCAAAAAUUUGAAAUUUUAAGACAUGGGGUAAGCCAAACGUGUGUGGCACUGUUCAUUGCACAAAAUCGGGUUUUGGAGGAGAUUUUAGUGAUCCUUAGUGGGGUACUCCUACAAGGUGAAGCUAAGCUGUCUCUAGUACAAGUAAAACUUCCACCCGUUGAACGGUUUGCCUACUUGAGGAUGUGUUUUUAAGGGCACGGAUAGAGCUUCCGACCCCCCUUAAUUUCAUUGACCCUCCAAACAAGUUGAGGAAAAGGAGUUAAAAGAAGUACUCUGGCGAGCGCCAGAUGUACAGAAAUUGCUCUUGCUCGACUAAUAAGGGUCUACCGUGCAAAAGACUGCAGUUGGAACCCCCGCUAAGUGAAUGCAAAAGAAAAAAAAUCAGUAAAAUGAAAGUGAAAAAGGGGUUCCAACGGUAAAAUGAAGUGAAAGAACACCCCGGUACAACGUGUCCUUAGUUGUGAAUGGUGUGAGUCCCUUUAUCCAUGAACUGACUGUCUUACUUCCACUUCUUCUCAUGAUCCUGGCUUGAGUCUAGUUCUGGCAUUGAGAGAGACAGGCGAUGUCUUAGAAGACCAGUUGACCUAGUAAGCUGCUAUAUGAUCUAGGAAAUCCUCUACCGACGAUCGGGGUUGUUUGUUGCUAUAGAGGUCUGGAGAGUUGCAUUGGUUUGAGUUAGGUUUGCUUGGGGACAAGCAAACGGUUAAGUGUGGGGGAAUUUGAUGACUCGAUAUAUACACAUGUUUAUACACCUAUUCUUGAGCCGUUUGAGAUGUUGAUUCUCGUGUUUUAGGCCGAUUUCACGCUAGGUUGUUCUUGUUUAUGAUAUUUCAGGUCCUAGUACGUGAAUAAAGGUUUGGGAACGAG